AUGGGUAGUGAAACUGGUUCUGCCAAGAAAAAGAUAAGCAUGCUCCUCACUACCAAAAACAUACAAGAAAUAAAGGACUACCAUAUGCGAGGUACUUUUCCAGUUUUCGGUACACGAUUCCAAAAGCGAGAUUUCAAGAAGAAGGCCAAGAUGUUUGUUACUACUAGCAAGGGAGUGCUUAUGCGGGAAGUAAACGGUGGGCUUUUGGCCGCGGUGGGAGACGAUGACAAGGCAUGCAUAAGAAACAUAUGCAUGUAUGCGCACGACUUCCACAGCCACUCCAAGGUGGGAAGCAGCUGGAAAAGAAUCCGCGCGCACUGGAUGGGCUUUAAAAAACAGCACCUGCUGGACUGGGUUUCCAAGUGCGCAUACUGUAUUUCAAAAAGCCAAAGCCCGGAGAAAAAGGCCGAGUUCAAGCAUAAGAUUCCCGUAAUCAAGCCGGUAAGCGCCAGCUUUUCCAUGGAGCGGCUCCAAAUUGACUGCAUUUCUAUGGCAGAGUACGCCGAACACAACGACGGCUUUAUGUACGCCAUGCACGUCAUGGACGUAUACUCCCGAUACCACUUUGCAUAUCCGCUUCGCGACAAAAGCGCGCGCGAGAUAGUCGCAUGUCUGGGCCUACUGUUUGAGAAGGUGGGGUGGCCAUACAUAGUUCAGACAGAGCUGGAGCCGAUGUAUUUCUCCUCCGAGAUGGCCGAUCUUCUUGUUUCCAAUAAAGUUCUCCAUGUCUACCCAAACGAAGAGUGUGCGCCAUCAAUGAAAAUAAUUACAAAAACGCGGAUGGCGUUUAAGAAAAAGCUCACGGGGCUGAUGGACGGGCAAAAAACAGAGGGGCGCUGGAUUGAGGUCUUGGGCGAGAUGAUCGCAGCGUGGAACUCCGAGUUUCUGCUCAGCACCAUGACCCGCCCGAGCAGGCUGUUUCGAGUAGGGCCUCCUGACCUAGAGCAAUACAUGCAGCCGCCCGAGCACAGCGAAAGGCAUAUAUAG
This is a messenger RNA of Nematocida major, 987 nucleotides long. RefSeq lists its product as uncharacterized. Bases 1 to 987 code for a protein of 328 amino acids. NCBI's taxonomy places the organism in Eukaryota, Fungi, Microsporidia. The transcript has a single exon. Gene Ontology annotation, molecular function: nucleic acid binding. Gene Ontology annotation, biological process: DNA integration. The record is from RefSeq and is a predicted model, not a curated record.